GCACUAUUAUUAAAUCAAUCAUUUUCAGCUGGUGUUGGAAAUUGGAUAGCAGACGAAACACUUUAUCAAUCGCGUGUACACCCGGCACAAUAUACAAAUACUUUAAGCGAUGAACAGAUUACUGCAUUGUACGAGAAUUUGAUAUAUGUUUGUCAAACUGCUGUAGAGGCUAACGCAGAUUCUAGUUUGUUUCCUUCUUCUUGGUUGUUUCAUUAUAGAUGGAGUAAAGCAAAUAAGGCAGGCGCAUUUAUGCCAGAUGGAGAAAAGAUUCUGUUUGAUACUGUUGGUGGGAGAACUACUGCAAUUGUACCGAGCGUGCAGAUUUUAAUUCAAAAUGCGCCAAGGAGUGACAGUUCUUAUACAUCAGCAAAUUUGGCAAACAACCGUCGGAAGCGAAUUACAGUAGUGGAAAUUUUACAAUCUGAAAAUUCGACCAAAGUUUCUUCGUCUAAACGUCGGCGCACAUCGCAAUCCAUUUCUCUCAAAUGA
Racocetra persica is the source of this 489-nucleotide messenger RNA. The record is from the annotation of a GenBank genome assembly. NCBI's taxonomy places the organism in Eukaryota, Fungi, Glomeromycota, Glomeromycetes, Diversisporales, Gigasporaceae.